This is a messenger RNA of Notodromas monacha, 2926 nucleotides long. Lineage: Eukaryota; Metazoa; Arthropoda; Ostracoda; Podocopida; Cyprididae. The record is from the annotation of a GenBank genome assembly.
AUGGAUAACUCGAAGCAGAGCAAAUCUGAGCCAAGUGCCAAAGGCUCAUCAGCAUCAAAUUCCAUAAGCCGUGCUUCCUCUGACACCAAACACGCGCAUCGUCGUCGCUCGUCUCCGAUGAUCCCUCGUCUGUCCUUGCGCAGUUUGGCAAACUUUGUCUUGCCCAUAACUGGCAACAAUAACAGUAGUGGAACACGAGCAGUGUCUUCUCUGAUGCCGUCGUCGAGAUUAAUGAAUCGAGACGCGUCAUCGUCGUUGGCAAUCGGCACGGAUCCGUCGUCGUCGUCAUCUGUUCCGCAUCAUCGGACUGUGACUGCGAUUCAUCAGCCCGGUGCUGCUUCUGUUCACAGAGGUGAGAAGGGAGCUGAGGACGCGUUUGCCAUUGCUGAGGAUUACGCGAGUUUCCGCGAGGAUUUCCCGGUGACUGAGUUGGAGGCGGCGUUGAAGCGGGACUCGAGGCUGAGUGCCGCCCUCAGGGACGUGAUGAGUGGGCAGAAUUUCCUGCUGAAGCUGAACGUGGUCUCGCAGCGAGUGGCCAAGGACGAGAGCAUUGCCAGGCAGAACCUUAAUGCGACCAAGAUGUAUAUUCCAAAGUCGAUGAAAGCAUGGCUCAUCAAGCAAAAGUUCAAAGUUUUGCACAACAUUGCGCCGUCGGGAAUUGUGGGGAGCUUGCGAGAAAUGCUGGUGAAUGAAGACACAGAUCGAGACAUCAAGGACCUCAAGAAAGAAGUGAAGCCAGUGGGGAAGUUUGGAUAUGAUCGUUCCGGACGUCCAUUGAACGAGCCCUUGGCUGAAGCCGAAACGCAUCCGGAUGACAUCAUAUUCCGACCGGAUGGAAAAGAAAACAUGCUCAUUUCCGGUGCUUCGGAUGCUAUUGUCCUCAAAUACAAACCCAAUCGCGGUCGUUACUACGUUGCCGCCCGGCAAAUCCAACCCGGCGAAAUUCUGCUGGUGGAGAAGCCAUAUGCUUCAGUCCUGUUCGCUGAUCGCUGGGCCAGCAAUUGUCAGUAUUGUGGGGACGAGGUCCAGAAUGGGGUUCCAUGCCAAGACUGCGCAGCGGUGAUUUUUUGCUCUGACACGUGCAUUCGAAAGGCCAAGCAGUUUCACGAUAUCGAGUGCGGACACAUGAGGAACUUGGCACAGUUUGCCGUUCCGCUCGGCGGCUAUUUGGCGUACCGCAUGAUUACGUGCCACCCGCUGGAUUACUUUUUGCAGAGGAAGAAAGACAUCAGUCGAAUGCUCGAUCCGUCGACACGAGUGAUGCCGUUGGGGUUCAUGCAAGCAAACGAGUACAUUAACGUGUUUUGUCUGACUGACCACGCUGAUCAGAAGUCGGCUGAUGAAAUUCGAGAGAACAUGAUCACUGCCUUGUACUUCACCAAGUUGCUGGAAUCUGCGGAAUAUUUCGGCAAAGACCCGAGGAUGGAAGACAAGGUGUACAUCGCCAUGCUGCUGCUGCGGAACCUGAUGGUAUUCGACUGCAGCCACUUCACGUACCAUCAAAGGCUGCUGUCAGAGAAGAACGGCCUUGUUGAACCCGACGACCGAGGAAUGGCCAUCUUUUCAGCAUGCAGUUUGGCAAACCACUCGUGCAACCCGAACGCGUCUCACUACUUCGUGAAGUCUCACCUUGUUUUCCGUUCAUUCGGUGUGAUCCAGGAGGGGGAGGAUGUCACCAUCAGCUAUGGUGAAGUGUUUGCCAGCUCAGACCGAGACACUAGACGAGACUAUCUCAAGGGCUACUACUUCAAUUGUGGGUGUGAGGCCUGUGCUGGUGACUGGCCACAGCUGGAUGAUAUAGAGACCAAGCUCAAGUGUCCUCAUUGCCGAACACAAGUGCCUGGUGAAAAAGUGGAGGAUAUGCUCAAGUUGUCAUGCCCUCAGUGCAAAAUGGCGUGGAAAACUUUCGUAUUGCAGUUUAUGAAUGUGAAGAAAUUGGCAUUGGAAGCUGAAGAGAAGCUGAAAAACGGUGAUGUGAAGAAUAUCCGAGAUCAUGUCUGGCACGUGCAGGAGUACCUCAAGGCCUUGUAUGUGGUCACCAGCAAGCCAGAUGCCGAGUUCUACACUGUUGCCAAUGAUCUGACUUAUUUGCACAACCUGGAAAGCCUGGUGGUUCAACGAGAGGCAGAAGAUCUCCAUUUCGUGAAAGCGGAAAGUGUGGGUGUCGCUAUAAAAUCCGAAAAGACUGGGAAACGCAGGUCUGGUAAGACGAAAGGAUCCAGUAGCAAGGAAUCUGUAGGUGAUGAGGAUCACAUUCGAGGUCCACCACCACCCCCGGGAUCCAACUAUGGCCAAUACUUGCCCUGAUUGUAUCCAUUUUUGCUUUACCCUAGUCUGGAUGAUGUCUGUCUUCCAAAAUGAAUUGAAUUUCACCCAAAGUUUCCCUUGUACUGUACUGUAUGCGGAUGAUGCUUCUCUAUUGAUUAGUUCCUUACUCUUGGGCAUUUCUGAAGCGAGAAAAAAUUGGAACAGCUCAGACACCAGAAGCGCACCGCUUGAAUGUGAGUUAACCCCUGUAGUAGUGUUCACUGUGGAUACCAAAGAACUUUAUUUUUUAGAACCAAAAAGUGGUCUUGAUUGAGUUGCGAACUUCCUUCCUUGGUUUGGAUGUGUUAGUUCCCCUUGAAAACGCUCCCCUCUUCAAAGUCACAUACAAACAUUGAAACAGUGAAGAAGAAGAAUUAAAUGUAAGCCCACCUGCAUAUUCAAUUACCUUUCUUGGGAGUUGUAAACAGAUCUUUUGCAAGUAUUUUAAAUCCCCUUCAAGAAAAAUAUUCUUGAAAUUGUUGUGGGUAGCUUCUCUUGCCUUGUUAAGGUAGAAUAGUUUGUUUUGAACAGAAUUUGUUGAACAUUCAAAUGUUUGGAAUUGAAAAAAAUUAAGUAUGGCCAUAUAAUGUAAAAUUACCAUAAUAAUGAUCAUCACUGC